Trypanosoma brucei brucei TREU927 is the source of this 954-nucleotide messenger RNA. RefSeq lists its product as hypothetical. The record is from RefSeq and is a predicted model, not a curated record. NCBI's taxonomy places the organism in Eukaryota, Euglenozoa, Kinetoplastea, Trypanosomatida, Trypanosomatidae. The transcript has a single exon. Gene Ontology annotation, molecular function: transcription coactivator activity. Bases 1 to 954 code for a protein of 317 amino acids. Gene Ontology annotation, cellular component: nucleus. Gene Ontology annotation, biological process: transcription by RNA polymerase II.
AUGGUGGGCGUGCCACUGCUGAUCGCGUUGAUUUUUCAUUGCGUGCUGUCACGUGUUUGGCCUUCGAUACUCACCUCUUACUGUGUUUCUUUUGUGCUUUGUAAUUAUCGAGCCCUUUUGCACAGUCUUUUCCAUCUCUUUGAUGAUGCAUCCUUCAGACGAAAGUAUUGGAUAUUCAUCAUGCCGAGCGGAGCAAAGGCUAACAAAUUUAUGAACCGCCACGCUGUGGAGGCCCGUGAGCGUGAACAAGAGCGCAGCGCCCAAAUUAAAGCAAAAAAGCGACAGGAAGAGGAGGAUGCGCUGUGGGCUGAAAGUGAUGCCAAAGCACUGAAGAAGCAGGCAAAACAACGUGAGGCUGAGGAGAAGGCUCAGCGCCAAGCGGAGCAGCGUGCGCUCAAAAAAGAGUUACUUCUACAGGAGGAACAGGAACUCAGUGCAAAAGUGCCACAGAAGGUUUCACGGCGCCAGAUGCAAAAGGACCUGUCGAAGGUGCUCGCAGAUUACGAUAGGAAAAAGCAGGUGGAACCAAGGGAGAACCAAAGUCAACUUGCGGCUGGAGGCGCCGGCGACCCUUCAGCGGGGAAUUUGAAGAAACCAGGAGACUGGAGCAAAGGUGGUGCGGUCGCUGAGGGUCCCUUGAAUGAAGCUCUCUCGGCUCUGCAACUCCGGAAUCCGGGGGAACAGGUGGUGCCCGAGGACCGUCAUAUUGGCAAGCGCGCUCGCGUCCUUUACCGGCUAUUCUGUGAGGAACAACUUCCCAGGUUACGAGAGGAGCGACCUGGUUUGAGACGUUCGCAGUACAACGAUUUACUGUGGGAGAUGUGGCAGAAGGAUCCAUCGAACCCGUUUGUGCAACGCAACGAGAGGCGUUCCGCUGACCGACUUGAGCAGGAGCGGCGCUGGAUUGAGGGUGAUGACGAUGAGGAGGGCGAAGAAGAGGAUAGUGGUCAGUAA